GGAGGGGAUUCACCCGAUGGGGGUCUGCGGCGCUAUUGUGGAUAUAUAGAGGCAGAGGCGAGCCAUGGAGGACGACAUGAUGGAAGCGUGGCUGGACGACCACCUCGACUUCACGCACUCUUACUUUGUCAGGAAAGCGUCCAGGGACAUGGUGAAUGCAUGGUUUGCCGAACGCGUCCACACCAUCAAGUCCUCCGCCGAACCCACCACCCUUUGCAUCUCGGACAAUCGCUCCCCUGCAGCCAUUGCGGUCCCUAAUCAGCCGCCGGCCGCCCCAACUCGCAAAAUCUCCGCCUCGGAAUUCGACCGCCCGCUCCGGCCCAUCGUGGUGACAGACCCGGAGGGUGCGGUAAGCUUCCUGAGCGACGCCGAACGCGACGCACCCCCGCGGGGUUCCGGGAUGCCCGACGUGGAUGGCGGGAAGGCAUCGAGCGGAAACGGCGGUAACCGGGGCGAUCGUUGCGCUCGACUGCUGGAGCUGGUGAAGGACGUUUCCAGUCAUCUGGAUGUGACAGCACUCUGCCACAAGAUUUUCCUCCACAUCAACGAGCUCAUUGACGCUGACCGAUAUUCACUAUUUCUGGUGGGCGAGGACAGCUCCAACACCAAGUUUCUGGUCAGCCGCUUGUUUGACGUGGCCGAGGGCUCCACGCUGGAGGAAUCGUCCAGCAGCAGCAUCCGUCUUCAGUGGAACAAGGGCAUCGUGGGACACGUGGCCGCCACGGGACAACCGCUCAACAUCAACAACGUUUACGAGGAUCCUCGAUUCAACGCGGAGGUGGAUAUGAUCACAGGGUACAAAACGCACAGUAUUCUGUGCCUGCCCAUCAAGAACCACCGAGAUGAGGUUGUUGGAGUGGCGCAAGCUAUCAAUAAGAAAAAUAGCGACAACGGAGCCUUCACUCAACAGGAUGAAAAGGACUUUGCGGCUUACUUGGCCUUUUCAGGCAUCGUUCUGCACAAUGCCCAGCUCUAUGAAACGUCACAGCUAGAAACCCGACGUAAUCAGGUGCUGUUGGAACUUGCCAGUCUCAUCUUUGAGGAGCAGCAAAGUCUGGAGGUUUUACUGAGCAAGUUCGUCGGAACCAUCUUGUCCUUCAUGCAGGCCCAGGCUUGCACAGUCUUCAUUGCAGAGAGUGAUUCCACUGAGAACCCCUUCGCCAGUGUCUUUCAUAUGGAAAACGAGGGGCAAGGUGAAGUCCUUCAUUCAUAUAAAAGGGAAUCUCCGUGUGUCAACCAGAUCAACUACAUGUAUGCUCAAUAUGUUAAAAACACCAUGCAGCCUCUCAACAUCACAGAUGUCACCAAAGAUCAACGUUUCCCCUUGAUGUGCGAUAAGCAAAAUCUCACCAAAGAGACAAAGAGCCUACUCUGCACCCCUAUCAAGAACGGCAAGAAGGACAAAGUCAUAGGUUGCUGCCAGUUGGUCAACAAGAUGGACGACCUCGGCGUCACAAAGACCUUCAACAGGAACGACGAGCAGUUCUUGGAGGCCUUUGCCAUUUUUUGCGGCCUCGCCAUUCAGAACACGCAAAUGUACGAGACGGUGGCGAGAGCCAUGGCCAAGCAGCAGGUGACCCUGGAGGUCCUUUCAUAUCACGCUUCCGCGUCUGCCGAAGAAUCCCAGGGGCUCCAGGCGGCCACCAUCCCGUCGGCUCAGUCGCUUCGACUCCUGGACUUCGGCUUCAGCGACUUCGACUUGUCGGACACCGAAACCACGUUGGGUACCGUGCGCAUGUUUGUGGACUUGGACCUGGUGCACAACUUUCAGAUGAAGUACACGAGUUUAUGCCAGUGGAUUCUGAGCGUCAAGAAGAACUACAGGAGGAACGUGGCCUAUCACAACUGGAGACAUGCUUUCAAUACUGCCCAGAGCAUGUUUGCGCUGCUAAAAUCAGGGCGGUUACAGAAUCAUUUAAGGGAUUUAGAGGUUUUGGCUCUGAUGAUCGCUACUCUCUGCCAUGACCUGGAUCACAGAGGAGUCAACAACUUCUACAUACAGAGGAGCGCGCACCCGCUAGCGCAGCUUUACUGCCACUCCACAAUGGAGCACCACCAUUUUGACCAGUGCCUCAUGAUCCUCAACAGUCCGGGCAACCAGAUCCUGAGUGGCCUCUCCUUGGAUGAGUACAAAUGCACUCUACAGAUGAUUGAGAGGGCUAUUUUAUCCACCGACCUGGCCCUGCACAUGAAAAGGCGCGAAGAGUUCUUUGAGCUCACUCACAAUAGACAGUUCAUUUGGGAGAUGGAUCAACAUCGAGACUUACUUAGGUCAAUGCUGAUGACUGCUUGUGAUAUAUCGGCAAUUACCAAGCCCUGGCCGGUGCAAAAGAAGAUUGCAGAGCUGGUGGCGACAGAGUUCUUCGAGCAAGGCGACAAAGAGAGACGAGAACUGAACAUUGAGCCCAGCGACCUGAUGAAUCGGGAGAAGCGAGAUAAGAUUCCCAGCAUGCAGGUGUCCUUCAUUGAUGCCAUCUGCACACGAUUAUACGAGACUUUGGUAGGAAUGUCUGACUGUUGUUCCCCUUUGCUGGAGGGAUGCCGGACCAACCGUCAGCAUUGGAAGUGCUUGGCUGAAAACUCAGAGAAAGGCUUGCUCAACAGUCUGGUGUGAUUGCUUACUGACUAAUCCGAGUAGAUUUGUGUACAUCGCCGUCUAGUGGUUGGCCACCAUUACUGGGGUGUUUGCACGCCUAUAGCAGCCCAGCGUCAGUCAAUGUAAACAGUAACAUUAGCUGUCGUUGGCUGUGUGCGGUGGGCGGCAAACCUCAGCAAUGGCAAACGAGGUACUUCGGGUUGUUUUGCUCGGAUUGUCGCAAAGCGUUAUUUUGAUAGUCGAUUAAUCGGUACUUAUUUUUGCCAUGAGUCGAAAUGUGCAUUGAGAGCAUAACGCAGCACAAAGUAGGACAACAAAUAUUCCACAGAAAAAGCAACAGAUUUCUGUUUAACUUUUUUUUUGUAAAACAAAAAAUGAAAAUGGCAACAUUUAGAAAUAAACUGAUAGUUUUUAUGCUUUUAAACUAUUUUGAAAAAAUAAAUAAAAAUUGUGACUUUCUAUUUUAAAUUACUGAAAAACAGCAUUUUAAAAUUAAAACAAUAUUGACUGUUUUAUUAAAUUUGAUAAAGAGACUUCCUUUUUUUUUUUACUGUUUUUAUUUGCCAUUUAAAAAAAAGAUGAAUAUAAACUUUUUUGUUCCUUUUUUAGGAGCUGCAACUGCAGCCCUAGCUCAAACAAAAACUUAGCUUAUGUUGGUCUUAACAGGGAGCAGCUCGAUUCAGCCAUGUGAAACGAGUUAUGUCAUAUUAACUGCCACCACUAGAGAGCAGUGUAGCCUCCCAAAUCAAUACAACUAAAUGCAAACACUUUCAAUAGAAACCACUACAACGCCACUUUAAUUAAACGAAUACUCAAAGCAGGAAAAUUUAAUUUGAAUCUUUUUUCUAAUCGAAUUACUCGAGUUGCAGCUAUCGAUUAUUUUAGUAGUUGACUGAUCGAUGAACUAAUUCGUUUGAAUAAUUGAGUAAUCAGAAAAGGAACAUAAAAAUUAAAAUACCUGAGCCUCAAACAGUAUUAAAAAAAAAUGAUCCAAGUACAACAAAACAAUUGGCUAACUUACAUAACAAAACCCCACUAGCUUAUAUGCUAUAAAAUGCUCUUUCCCCACAAAAAACGGCUAAAUAUACCUAUAAAAUGAUCAAUGCACAGAAAAAAAAAAACAUUAGCUCAAACUAGUGCUGCAACGAUUAAUCGGUUUACUAAGUAAUUCGGUUAGAAAAAAAAAGUCAAAUUUUGCUGCUUCGAGUAUUCGUUUAAAGUGGCGUUGUAAAUGUUUGUUUUGAAAGUGUUUGCAUUUAGUCGAUUUGGGUGGAUACACUGCCCUCUAGUGGCGA
Molecule: messenger RNA, 3891 nt
Organism: Corythoichthys intestinalis (scribbled pipefish)
Lineage: Eukaryota; Metazoa; Chordata; Actinopteri; Syngnathiformes; Syngnathidae
Gene: pde5ab
Product: phosphodiesterase 5A, cGMP-specific, b
Exons: 22
Coding region: 65-2614 (849 amino acids)
Biological process (GO): signal transduction
Molecular function (GO): 3',5'-cyclic-GMP phosphodiesterase activity; protein binding
Source: RefSeq, a predicted model, not a curated record